AUGGAAGAAAAACAAAGAGAAGCAACAUGGCAGGAGGAAGAGGAACAAGCGGAAGUGGCUAUCUGGAAAUACGCAUUCGGGUUCACAGAAAUGGCGGUAGUGAAGUGUGCUAUUGAGCUUGGGAUAGCCGAUUCCAUUGAAAGCCAUGGAAGCCCGAUGGCAUUAUCCGAGUUGUCGUCCGCUUUAGCUUGCGCUCCGUCCCCCCUCUACCGCAUCAUGAGGUUUCUAAUGCACCGCGGGAUAUUCAAAGAGGAAGUCACCACCGCCCAUGGCUCCCCAGGUUAUGCCCAAACGGCUCUGUCACGCCGUCUGAUGAGACAUGGAGAACGUAGCAUGGCGGCUUUGAUUUUACUAGAAAGUAGCCCAGUGAUGCUGGCACCAUGGCACAGUCUGAGCGCCCGUGUUCUAGCCAAUGACACUUCGCCAUUUGAUGCGGCUCAUGGCGAAGAUUUAUGGAGCUAUGCUGCAGAGAAUCCCGCUCACAGCCAGCUUGUCAAUGAGGGAAUGGCUUGUGAUGCUAGGAUGGCGGUGCCUGCCAUGAUUCACGAUUGCCCAGAAGUAUUUGAUGGGCUUGGCAGUUUGGUGGAUGUGGGUGGGGGCAACGGAACCACUUUGCAAACGUUGGUGAAGGCAUUCCCAUGGCUUCGAGGCAUCAACUUUGAUCUUCCUCAUGUUGUCUCGGUUGCGACAAAGUCCAUCGGAGUUGAACAUGUCGGGGGUGACAUGUUUUUAAGUGUUCCAAAGGCUGAUGCUGUUUUCCUAAAGUGGGUUCUCCAUGAUUGGGGAGACAAGGAAUGCAUCCAAAUCCUUAAGAAAUGCAGAGAAGCCAUUCCAGAGGAUAAAGGGAAGGUAAUAAUUGUUGAAGCAGUGAUUGAAGAAGCAGAAACGGACAAGCUAACGGAUGUGAGGCUGGCUCUAGACAUGAUCGUGAUGGCCCAUACUAAUACUGGCAAAGAGAGGACCUUCAAGGAGUGGGGAUUUGUUCUUGGCAAGGCUGGAUUUUGUCGAUACACAGUGAAACCCAUUCGUGCUGUGCAAUCUGUUAUUGAGGCUUUUCCGUAAUAUAUAUAGUGCAUGGAUUUCUAGUCCUAUAUAAUAUAAGUUUGUAAUUUUCUUUCUGUAACGUUGUACAAGACAGGUUGUUUGAUGUAGCUUGCUUCGUUUUGAGUGCAAUUUAAGAUUAUGGUUUCCUCUAGAAAGAAAAACCUCUCUUCUCUCUCCUGUCUCAAACGCAGCCGACUAAGCUUGAGGAGGAGGGACCUUCUGGUUUCCUCCUCCUCCGACCCCCUUCUCAUGGUUUUUGUUCCCUUUCUUCAUGAGUUUCUCCUUUCGUGAAACAACUCUUUAUUCUCUAGAGUUUUCUAGAGAUCUAUCUAGACCCUUAAGAAACAGCAGCUGCAAUGGAUCUCCUGCUUCCUCUUUACCAUGGAUUGCCUCCUUCAUCGCUUCACCGGCCGGAUCUGUGUUGGCUUAAAGAAUGGCUUUUUCAAAGUCAGAUCUACUUCUUUCCAUCAGUCCCAGCCAGACACGCGUCCAUCCACCAUCAUCACCAGCG
Corylus avellana is the source of this 1555-nucleotide messenger RNA. RefSeq names its product acetylserotonin O-methyltransferase-like. The record is from RefSeq and is a predicted model, not a curated record. Gene Ontology annotation, molecular function: protein dimerization activity; O-methyltransferase activity. NCBI's taxonomy places the organism in Eukaryota, Viridiplantae, Streptophyta, Magnoliopsida, Fagales, Betulaceae.